UCCGGCAGCAGCCGGUUCCAGACCGUAGGCAGGGAAGCCUAUGAAGAGAGGAGCAGAAACUGCGCUCGGGAGGAUGAGAGACUGAGAAACCCGGCGGGAGAAAGGAGCUCCGCUGGGAGCAGAGAGCGGGAGGGCCGUUGCUGCGAAGGAGAGGGGACCGAAGCCGGCAUGCGAGUUCCCUGGCACAGGCUGCUCCGGAGGUCCCUGCACAAACUCUGAACCAGAGCGAAGAUCCAGGGAAAGCUGAGCACGAGGGGCGAUUCCAGGGAAUAAAACGGUGAUACGGGGCUGUAGGAGCCAAAUAAACAAGACCGCCCGGCUCCGUUUCCUUUUGCGCUCUGCCUUGUUCUCUCCCCCGCUUCGGGAGAAACUUUACAGGAAAGGAAACGGCCAAAACAACGUGAAAGGGCAAGCGACAGAGAUUUCAAAGCAGGGGGAGAGGGAGCUCGCACCAUCCUCUCCUGCGCUUUGGAGUCCAGAGUGACUGGUACUGCACCUGUGGACUUGGUACAAGAAGCAAAGGAAAACUAGCUUUAGCUGGCACCCGAACGUGAUAAGAGAGAACCAGCUUUCUAACGAGGCUGGUGUUCGAGCCAAAGCAAAUCCAGCCUUUUUCUGGUACUAGAACCACGUUUAAGGCGGUAGAAGAAGCUUGGUUUGGGAGAGCUGGCCACCCUCCGAAGCAGGGCCUGGGCACCUCGAUACUAAAAUUACAAGCCUGGAUUAGAGCAAGCCCCAAAGUGAACUGGGCUCAGAAAGAGACUCAGACUGGGGACAUAUCAGAAAGAUAAUCUGGAGUUUGGGAGUUUGAAUAAGCCCAGUUCCCAGGAUCCAGUACCUUAACCAGGACAGCAGACUCGGAACCAAUCCAGCAUUGCCCAAAUUCUCUAGGAGCGCUGUUCAGAAUUGCUGAUCCAAAGUUCUUUUGGGUUCAGCUUCAGGAAUUCAGGCCUACCUAGUUCACCUCCCCUGAGACAUAGAACACCAUGGAGGACGGAGCACGUCGUCGAGGUGGUUCUGAAAAGGAUUCAGCCAGCCCAGAAAAAUCAGAUGGUGGUGGUGUUGCACUCAAGAAAGAAAUCGGACUGAUAAGCGCAUGUGGCAUUAUCGUGGGUAACAUCAUUGGAUCGGGCAUCUUUGUUUCACCCAAAGGCGUGUUGGAAAACGCAGGCUCAGUUGGGCUGGCACUAAUUGUCUGGAUCGUAACUGGCCUCAUUACGGCUGUAGGAGCGCUCUGCUAUGCAGAACUGGGAGUCACUAUCCCCAAAUCUGGAGGCGACUAUUCCUAUGUCAAGGACAUCUUUGGGGGACUAGCUGGAUUCCUGCGGCUAUGGAUUGCUGUGCUGGUCAUCUACCCUACCAAUCAGGCUGUUAUUGCUCUCACCUUCUCAAACUACGUCCUACAGCCGCUCUUCCCCACCUGCCUUCCCCCUGAAACUGGACUGCGACUGCUGGCUGGGGUCUGUCUCCUGCUGCUGACUUGGGUGAACUGUGCCAGUGUGCGGUGGGCCACACGCGUCCAGGAUGUCUUCACAGCAGGGAAACUGCUGGCGCUGGGACUUAUCAUUGUUAUGGGAAUUGUGCAGAUUUGCAAAGGUGAAUAUUUCUGGCUGGAACCCCGGCAUGCCUUUGAGUUCUUCCAGACACCGGAUGUGGGAUUGGUGGCGCUGGCUUUCUUACAGGGCUCCUUUGCCUACGGGGGCUGGAACUUCCUUAACUACGUGACCGAGGAGCUGGUUGAUCCUUACAAGAAUCUGCCUCGAGCCAUCUUCAUCUCCAUUCCCCUGGUCACCUUUGUGUAUGUCUUCGCCAAUGUGGCCUAUGUCACUGCCAUGUCACCCCAGGAACUGCUGGCCUCCAAUGCUGUUGCAGUGACAUUUGGGGAGAAGCUGUUGGGAGUCAUGGCCUGGAUCAUGCCUAUCUCUGUUGCUCUUUCCACCUUUGGGGGAGUUAACGGAUCACUCUUCACUUCCUCUAGACUCUUCUUUGCCGGAGCCCGGGAGGGCCAUCUUCCUAGUGUACUGGCCAUGAUCCAUGUGCGACGCUGCACUCCCAUACCUGCCCUCCUCUUCACUUGCCUUUCAACCUUGCUUAUGCUGGUGACAAGUGACAUCUACACCCUGAUCAAUUACGUGGGAUUCAUCAACUACCUCUUCUAUGGAGUGACCGUGGCUGGGCAAGUCGUGCUACGCUGGCGGGAACCUCACCGGCACCGUCCCAUCAAGGUGAGCCUGUUCUUCCCCAUAAUUUACCUGCUGUUCUGGGCCUUUCUGUUGGUGUUCAGCCUGUGGUCAGAACCCGUGGUGUGUGGCAUUGGCCUGGCCAUCAUGCUGACGGGAGUGCCGGUCUACUUCCUGGGAGUGCACUGGGAGCACAAACCACCUGCCAUCAACACUUUUGUUGAUGCACUGACCCGGGCAGGGCAGAAGCUCUGUGUAGUUGUAUACCCCCAAAUGGGUGGGGGAGAACCUGAAAGCAAUCUCAGCAAAGAGACCAAAGAACAGCUUGAGCCGAUGUGUGGGACUGAAGACCUCAACAGCCCUCAGAACUGAGCCCUCGGGCUUGGGAGGGUGUCGCAGCAGCCAGCUGUGGACUGCAGAGAGCCCUUGCUGGGGCUGAAGUAAGCGGGAGCUCCCCACAGCUAGUAUUUCCGACUGGGAGUGGAAUAGCUGGGAGAGCUCUGCAAGAUCCUGCAUCAGCUUCCUACGGUGAACCCUGCCGGGGCUGGAGUGCUGCCCCGUUCCCUCCACUCCUGGCAGCACCCCUUUGCUGAAGCUGGACUAAAUGGGAGCUCUACUCACAGCCAACAAUGCCACCCCACAUCCCCUGCUGGAAGGGGCUCCUUCGUUGUUGUUGCCUUAUAUUGUUGGGAAUAUUCUCUUUAGGCUUGAACCUUAUGGGGGGGGAGGGUUCCCCCUCAGUUUUGUGAACUUGUAUUUUUCACAGUUGUCUUUUUCUCUCUCUCUCUCUUUUUUUGAUGUAAUAAAUUAAGCUGAACUUGU
This is a messenger RNA of Eublepharis macularius, 3002 nucleotides long. RefSeq names its product solute carrier family 7 member 8 (gene SLC7A8). The transcript is spliced from 11 exons. Bases 987 to 2552 code for a protein of 521 amino acids. Gene Ontology annotation, molecular function: L-amino acid transmembrane transporter activity; neutral L-amino acid transmembrane transporter activity. Gene Ontology annotation, biological process: amino acid transmembrane transport; neutral amino acid transport. NCBI's taxonomy places the organism in Eukaryota, Metazoa, Chordata, Lepidosauria, Squamata, Eublepharidae. The record is from RefSeq and is a predicted model, not a curated record. Gene Ontology annotation, cellular component: membrane.